Messenger RNA from Tuber melanosporum (Perigord truffle), 678 nucleotides. RefSeq lists its product as uncharacterized. Bases 29 to 550 code for a protein of 173 amino acids. The record is from RefSeq and is a predicted model, not a curated record. Lineage: Eukaryota; Fungi; Ascomycota; Pezizomycetes; Pezizales; Tuberaceae. Gene Ontology annotation, cellular component: DASH complex; spindle microtubule. The transcript is spliced from 3 exons. Gene Ontology annotation, biological process: attachment of spindle microtubules to kinetochore.
CAAAACAAAAGCAAGGCAGAGCAAAAAAAUGUCGUUCGGAACCACAAGCACAAUUUCCUCACUAAACGGCUGCGUAUCCUCCCUCCAAAACUCAAUCCGGCUCCUAGACUCUUCGAUAUCAAUCCUGGACUCGGGAGUCCACGAUUUCCCACGCAUCAAGAAAGUCCUACAAUGUACUCGGCACUUUGAACUUAUCUCCGAGCCAACACUGUACGCCGCACAGACCGCCCUCGCUGACGAGAUUGGGCCGGAGGUUGAGCAUUUGCUUCGCCGGGUGGAACAGCAUUUGGCCAAGAUGGAGAGGAGGGAGAAGGCGCUUAUUGCGAAGUCGGAGUUGCAGGAGGGGAGGCUGCAGCAAAAGCCUUCGCUCUAUACCACAGCUUCUUCAAGGCAGAGAAGUGGACUUGGCGGGAAUGUUCAGAAUAUAGAGAAGCUGAGGAUAUUGAAGGGGAAGAAGGAAAGGUUGGCUCAUACAAUUGAGAGGUUAUCAUUACAGGCAGGUCACAAGGAAAGGCAAUUGAGGAUGACCAUGAACUACGGAGCAUCAUAAUGGAGUUUGGUGGUGUCGGUCGGUUUCUCGCACACGCAUCACUGGUGAAUUGGCGUUAUUGCGGCCUUAGAAUUAUUGUUGGAAUCUAGUCACAAAUAUUCGGGAACACUAUGCUUUCCAGUAACUUA